UCGUCCAUCGCAGUUUGUAUCCAUCCUCCAAAGUGAAACGACGUAUACCCCCUUGGAUGGGUUGUGUGGCCUCGUGAAACAGUGGUUGUGAGCGUCGUUGAGGUCGAGUUAAACGAAGUUAAAUCACAGACGUGUAUGUUACACGAUUCCGAAGAGCGGGAUAUUCUACUAUUCAUCGCAACAUUCCCAAUUGACAGCAUUUUCGAGCCUCUCUCGUAGUGAUACAUACUCCCUCGUAUCGCCUGAAAUGCUCCCCCCGAAUUGAUCCCCAGGUGUGCAAUCCUCGUAUCUUCAGAGUACACGAGUCAAUAAAAUGACAUCAUUUAAUCGGUCUCACUGUCGCCCAGACGACGAGAUACCCACGUCCCCAGUAUAAUCACACAACCUCAAACUUCAAGUCAAAAUUAAAAUCGAUUCCCUGACUUUCAAUAGUAUUUCAAACAACGUAAAUUAAUCCAUUAUCCAAUUGAUGAAGAAUAAAAGAUAAAUAGACUGGAGAGUUGAUUUGGCUCAUGCAUAACCUAUAUUUCAUACAUUUGGAGAAUAUUUUUUCUUGUAACGAGGAGAAAAAAAAAUCGAGAUUGUGUUAAUUAACCGUACAAAUUGACAGUGGUUACGAAGGAACUGGCGUUAUCCAAGAAAGUUUAUCGUUUGCAUUUGGCAGUUUUGUGACUGUGCACCUGGCUUAUUUAUUCUCAUUGAUAAAUAUACUUAGAACUGAGGAUUAUUCUAUUGAUGAUUGCUGGAGGAUGGAGAAGAGAGAGGAGCAGGUAGUCAAUGACGUCGAUAUUGACGAGCAGGGUGAACUGAAGAAGAAUGAUGAUGACGAGGGUGAUGGCACUGACGAGCAUUAUGGAUGUACGCAUUACAAGAGAAAAUCAAAAUUUGUGACACCUUGCUGUAACAAAGUAUACACGUGCAGAUUCUGUCAUGAUGAACAAGAGACACACACUGUGAAUCGUAAAGAGGUUACUGAGUUAAUUUGUGUACUCUGUGACACACGUCAGCCUGUCCAAGCCACUUGUCAAAAUUGCCAUUGUCGAUUUGGCAAAUACACUUGCCUAGAGUGUAAUUUAUUCGACGAUGAGGAUAAGAAUCAGUAUCACUGUGAUGGAUGUGGAAUUUGUAGGGUCGGGGGUAAGGACAGAUUUUUCCACUGCGCUAAGUGCAAUAUGUGCCUGCCGGUUCAGCUACAAAAUGGUCACAAGUGCGUGGAAAAUGUGUCCCAUGCCAAUUGCCCUGUGUGUCUAGAGGACAUUCACACGAGUCGUAUACCUUGUCACAUUCCCGACUGUGGGCAUUUGCUCCAUCGUAUCUGUUUCGAGGAUCUACUACAUUCCGGGCAUUAUGCCUGCCCUACCUGUCAAGUAUCAUUACUCGAUAUGACUGAUUUAUGGAGAUUUCUGGAUGAUGAAGUAACACACACACCAAUGCCACCGGAGUACAAAGAUUAUAAAGCUGAUAUUUUGUGCAAAGAUUGCCAUGAGGAAUCUACAGUUAAAUUUCAUGUGGUUGGUCUCAAGUGUCUCAACUGCGGUAGUUACAAUACCUGUAGAAUCAAAGGCUCUCCGUGCCCUGAUCCAGAUGCACCAGACGGAGCAGCUGGUGGCAGUGGAGUUGGUGACCAAGAGCAAUCCCAAGAGCAUGGAUCUCAGUAAUUUACGUAAUAUUUUGAUCCCCUUUGCAAUUCUUACGAUAAUUACGGAGAGCUUGGUACCGAAUGUAAAAAUCAAUGAGAUACAAAUGAAGAGAAAUAUGGAGAAAGGAACUCGUUAUCAGGGAUCGACUUUUAGCAAAUUUUUUAAUUCAU
Messenger RNA from Diachasmimorpha longicaudata, 1810 nucleotides. RefSeq names its product RING finger and CHY zinc finger domain-containing protein 1-like. Bases 750 to 1658 code for a protein of 302 amino acids. Lineage: Eukaryota; Metazoa; Arthropoda; Insecta; Hymenoptera; Braconidae. The transcript has 5 exons. Gene Ontology annotation, molecular function: zinc ion binding. The record is from RefSeq and is a predicted model, not a curated record.